AUGGAAUCACCCGGACUAAGUGAUCCACAACAACCUCGAGACGACAUGUCUCAGAGUUCAAGCAGCGUUGCUAAUGUUGAUAGAUCAGAGACCCCAGAUAGCAAUCGUGGUCCUGUUGAUGAUGAAUCUGCAGCUGACAGUCCUAAAAUAACAAAACCAGUUCUUGGCAAAGUUCAAGCUAAGAAAAGAUUAAUGGCAUUUGCUAGUAAGUUUACUGCACCAUUAAUACAAAAGAGUUCUGAUAAAGGUUUUAGUUUUAAAAGUCGUAACCUAAAUUCAUUUCAAGUAAAUAAGAAAAAAUUAAGUAGCAGUUCGAAAGAUUCAAUGGAAGGAGAAAAUAUAGCGAGAAAUAAAACAAGUAUUGAGCUUGAACUAUCCGAAAAAAUUCAACCUGAUAUAACAGUAACACUAAAAUCAAAAUCAUCAAGUAAAAAAACUAAAAAAAGAGCUGAACCGAAAAUAGCUGCUAUCGAGGAAAUCAUUCGUGAAGCCGCUAAAGAAAAAGAAUUACUAGCCAUGCAAUUGAGUGAGCAAAAAGCAAGACAACAACAAGAAGAAAAUAAUCUUGAUGAUUUACCCCGUAAUAAUGGUAGAAGUGAUCGUAAUAAAAGUUUUGGAAGGCAUCAGCAGUGGGGUAAUCGUCGUAGUCAAAACUUUCACAAUGACAAUUUUCGACGGGGUAAUUUCAAUCAAAAUUAUGGUGACAGAAAAUUUAAUGAUAGACGAAGAACAUUUAACAAUGAAUAUUUUCGUGAUCGUUCUAAAAGUAGAGAGAGAAGAGAAAGAGAGGACCGAGAAAGAAGAGAAAAAGAAGACAGAGUAGGAAGGGAAAGAGAAGAUAGAGAAAAACCUCGACGGAAUUUAUUCGAUAUGGAUCAGCAGUUUAAAAUGAAAGAAUACAAACACGACAAUAAGCAUUUCAACAAAAAUCGGAAUUAUAAUGAUCAUAAGAGAGAGAAAAAAGAGGAAAUCAUUGAGCGGAAAAUAAAAACUCCUUGGAAAAAUUUUAAAGGGCAAAAUGGUCGAAUACGAGAAAGAUCUUUAUCGUUAGAAAUAAAUGAAGAUUCGAAUUUUCUUGCGAAUAGAGAAGUUAAGUUUAAAACAGCACAAGAUUAUAAUGCACAACUGGAACAUAUGUUAUUGAUUGGAGAUCAUCAUGUAAAACGAAAUUGUGUCACUGUCGAUGGAAUAAAUGAUGUUAAAAAACAGUACCCACCAGAAUCAAUUCGUGUUACAAAGAAAUUUAAUGUUCCGAGUUUAUUUUACAGUGAAAAUCCAAAACUGUCUCUUCUACUUCCUUGUCAGCAACUUUAUCAAAUACUUCCCCCAGAUCGCUGUAAUACCAUGCGAAAAAUAGCCGAUGGAACUGUCGAGCCUUCAAAGGAAGUUGAAUACGAUCAAGGUCCUCGGACAUGGUACAAACAUAUGCACAGGUCUAGAUCGAGAGACGCAACUCAUGAAGUUAAAGAUACUGAAAAAUCUAAGUUUUCAGUGCGUAAGUCGAAAAAAUCAAAAUCUAGAUGGGACAGCGGGGAUGAGACGAUGGCAAAAGUUGAAGUUCCUUCGUGUAGUUCUUCUCAGGUUCAAUCAGAACAUUCAGAUGAAGAAAAUGAAGUUACAAAAGUGCAACAAAAAGACGAUGCAGAAAAUGUAAAAUCUGUAACAAAAGAAUGUUUGGAAACCAGAGAAGAAGUAGAAGAAGAAGAAGAAGAAGAAGAAGAAGAAGAAGAAGAAGAAGAAGAAGAAGAAGAUGGUGAGUUACCAAAAGAAGAAGAAGAAGAAGAAGAAGUACAAGAUGAAGAUCUAGAGGAAAAUGAUGAGGAUGAAGAAAUGGAGAAAGAGGACGGAGAAGCUGAAGAUGAAAAAAUUAUUUUGCUGGAAAAACUAGACUCACCUUCUGAAUCUUCUUGUUCAAAUAAAAUGAUACCCGAGGAAGAUUUAUCUAACAAAAUUGAAUCAGAUUUACUAGUAUCUAAUGAAGAGAUACAAACAAUAGAGACACCUAUUGAAGAAUCAUCAAGUGAAAUAAAUGCUAAAACAUUACAAUUAGUUACAGAUAACAAUAAUGAUAACUUAAUUAAGAAAGUUGAAGUUGGAAAAAAGUUGGUAUCGGAAUAUGAAGAAUUUCUGAAGAUGGUUGGUCAUGAUGAAGAGGAAGAAGAUUCUAUAGCCAUUGAUCUGAAUUUUGAAAAUCCUUCAGUGAUAAAAAAGGCCGAUGUUGAGCCAGAGGUUAUUAAUCAACUAAUAACUAAUGAAUUUAUUGAAGAAAAUACCGAUCAAGACAUUAAGAUUACUCCAGUAAUGAUAGAUUCUGUUGAGGAAAAUAAAUCUCUUAGUCGCUCUGAGAAUACUUCAGAUAUUAUUGAUGCUAAAAUUGAAAAGAUUGAUGAAACAAUUGUAAUAGACUCUGAAAUAGGAGGUGGUUGGGAAAAUAUUAAAGAAAAAAUAAAACAUAAAAAAUCAUUGAGAUCCCGAAAACGAAGAGAACGUAAAAAGAAGAAAAAUAGAAAAAAAGUAUCAUCUAGUGAGAGUAGUGAUUCUUCAUUUAGUUCAUCGGAGUCUGAAGCUGAGAAACGUAAAAGAAAACGCAAAAGAAAGAGAAGGAAGAAACGUACACGAGAUUCAAGUUCUGAUAGUUCCAGUAGUGACAGUGAUGCUUCUUCUAGUGAUGAGAGUAUUAAAUUGUCGAAGAAAAAGAAAAGAAGAAGAAAAAUUAAAAAGAAGCUGCGAAUUAAAAAUAAGAAAAAACGUUUAAGAAAAGAAAGUACAGUUUCAAAUUCAAGUUAUGAAUUUGAUGAAUUAACGCGUAAGCGUAAAAAAAGAAGAGAUUCAAAACAUCGUAAGACAUCUAAACAAAGACGAUCUAAGUCUACUGAGAAGAAAAAAAUAAAAGUUACUGAUGAGCGUAAAAAUGAGAAGAUAGAAAACGAAAAUCUCGAAGUAAUCAUUAAAAAAGAUGUGCCACAAUUACCACACUGGGAAACUGAAGUUAAAAAAUCUAAUGUUAGUAGCAUUGAAGUAAGUCCUGAAGUUACUCAAAUUAAAGAAUCUUCAGAAGAUAAAACGAUUCCACAGGUAAUCAUAGAAGCAGCGAUAGCUGAAAAGCUUUAUGAAGUAUGGGACAACAGCUCAAAUUACACACAGAUUACACAGCCGCUUGAUGAUCAACAGCCAGAAGAAUCCAAAAUUGAAGAAACGCAGAGUGAAAAAAGUGAAGUUGUGAAUGAAAACCCUACUGCCGUAGAAGAUGAAGAAAAAUCUAUUGAAAACACUGAACCUGUGCAUCAUUCACCAACUGAGAAAGCUACCGAUGUUAUUGAAAUAACUACUGAUACAGUAAGUGAUAAUCAAAGUGAUAAAAAGAGUCAAAGAGAUAGUUCAAGAAAUAAAAAGGUUAAAAAAACUAAAAAGAAGCGUCGCAGUAUUAGUACUUCUAGCACAUCAAGUGAUACUAGCAGUGAAUCAUCGGACGAUGUCAGCAGUAAAAAGAAAUCUCGUGAAAAGCGGAAAAAGAAAAGUCGCUCAAAGCGACGCUCGCCUAGUCAGUCGGAGUUGAUUAAAAAACUUAAAAAAUAUCGUGCUAAAUUAACAGAAUCAUUGGAUUUUGACGCAUUACAUUUUCCAUCUUUAACACAACUUGAAGAGAAUACUGAAACUUUACCUAUUAUCAAUGAUUGGGAAGUUGACAGUAUGGAUGCUGUAGAGAAAUUCAUUACAAAUGCAACAAAAGAAAUAUCUGCAGAAAAAUCUGAUAAGAAAGUUGAGAAAGCAUUAUUAUAUGACAGCAAAACUGAUAUGUAUAUUCCUGUUGAAAAGAAUAAAACUCCACGAGAAAAUAAAAAGAAACCGGCUAAUAGAGUUUGUUCAUUAAGAAUUUGGGAAGAUGAGGAGGAAGAAGGUGAACGGGAAGCGAAAAUGUUGAUGGAAGAAAAAAUUAAAAUUGAGAAUGAAUUACAAGUUCCGGAUGAUCAACUGAAAAUUGAAACUAUUACAUCACCUACUUCAACAAUUAUCGAGGAGAAAAAAGAAGAAGAGAAAAAGGUUGAUGAUAUUUCAGAGAACAUUGUUAAAAAAGAAGACGAAGAAGCAAAAACUUCAAUAGAAGAAAAAUCUUUAGAAUGGGUAAAAAAUGUUCCUGAGUGUGAAAAUAAUGCUGUAGAAAUUUUACCUGAACAACAAGUGCCGAUGACGACGCGAUGGACUGAACCUAGUCCAGUUUUAUUAAAAGAAGAAGAAGAAGAAGAAGAGUUGGAAGAUGAUAAUCUUGUGCCUGUAAACUGGGAAGAAGAAGAAAUUGAUUGGGAAAACCAGUCAUCAUUAAUUACUGGUGUUAAAUCAGUACAGACAUCAAAGAAUAAAAAAGAAUCUAGUGAGAGUAGUAGUGAUAGUAGUGACACUAGUAGUAGCAGCGAAAGUAGCGAUAGCGAUACUGAAAAUGUUAAAAGAAGUCAACAUAAUUCUUUGGAUAAAUCUAAAAAUGUAAGUCCAGCUGUAGAAACUGAUGCAAUGAAGAAAUUGCGUAUGAAUAUGUUUGCCGAGUUUGCGACACUCGAGUCUACAGACAAUUUUUCUCAACUUUCAGACCAGAAAAUCAAUUCAAACGUAUCACCAUUUAAAUUAAGUCCUCAACAAUUGCAAUUAGCAAAAUCUGAAGUCAAAUCGGGUGAAUCUGCGGAUAUCUCCGUACCAAUAUUCGAUGAUACUCGUUUUGUUACCCAAACACGUGAGUCAGAUACUGUUGUAGAAAAAGGAAAAUUCCGUGCAAGUUUCCAAGAAGUACGACUUAGAUCAUAUUCAAGAUCUCCAGAACAAGAUUCAAAGAGAAGUUUGAAUUCCCGAAACGACAAAUCUAAAACUCGCAGUAGUGAAGACAGAGCAAGUAGUUCAAGCUAUCGCAGCAGUAGUCGUGGUUCAGUCAAAGACUCUUCUAGAGAUCGUAAAAAAGUUGAUGACAAAGACUUGAAAAGAUCUUCCCUCAGUGCUGAUCAAAAGAAGAUCAGUCCUCUCAGUGAUCGCGGCUUGAAAGAAAAACGCCAUUCUCCACUUUCAUGGAAUAGAAGUCGCAGUAGAAGCCGUAGUUGGAGCCGGAGUCGUAGUAGGACUCCUUCUAAAAGAGAUGACAAGUUAUCAUGGGACCGUCAAAAACGUAUGGGGCGUGUUGAUGAUAGACGAGAAAGAUUUUCAAGAAGUCCAGAUCGUCGAGGACGAUUGCAUAGAAGCAAUGAAAGCGAAAGAGGUCGUGAACGUGAUCGUAGUCGUGACAGAGAUUGGAGUCGUGAAAAAAUUACCGAGAAGGCUUAUGAUCCUAUGGAAAUUUUAAGAGGUGUUGCUCAUGGUGGUGAUAAACAACGACAAGCUGCUUUGGAACGACCUCUCGAUUCUUUGGAUGUUAACAUCUCAUUUUCAAGUGAUUUAAAUAAAUCUCGCUACAGAAGUAGAAGCCGAAGCCGAAGCCGAAGCCGAAGUAGAAGUAGGGAACGACGGAAUCGUGAUAUCGAUUGGGAUCGAUCUCGUGAAUCACCUGACUCAUCUCGUAGCAGAUCUUUAGACACUCGAAAAUCAUCACGACUGUCUCCAAGAUCAAGAGGUUCUCCGCUGAGAUCUGGACGUAGUAGAUACUCAAGUCGCUCUCGAUCUCGGUCAUGGACCAGGUCCAGAUCAAGAAGUCGCUCACGUUCAAGAUCACGGUCUACACAAAGAUUUAGAUCACGAUCUCGAUCAUCUUCAAGAUCAAGGUCAAGAUUAGGAUUGAGAAAUUCGGAUCGUGGUCAAAGAUCAUUAGACAGGUCCCGACGUUCAAGAUCAUUUUCUCCAGAACAACGAAAAUUAAACACAGUUGGUGGUAUGGGUUACCGAAAAAGUCCUAGUAAAGAACAAAUUCAACAAAUAGAAACAAUCAUUCAUCCACCGGGAAUAAGUUCAUUGUCCCAUCAAAAACCUCAAAGUAUUUCACAAGUUAAUGAUUCGAAUAAUAUACCAGUGCCUACUCAACAGUUUGAAUACUCGUAUUACCCUGGAAAUAACUUGACUUAUCCACCACGUUUAGAGACCACCACUAUAACUACACCGACUAUGGCAGCUGCGACUAUAAAUCCACCUGCAGGAUCACCAAAACGUCUUUCACUGGAUGAAAGGCUAGAAUUGGAGUUAGGAAUUAAGAAAAGUCAAGAGUCUUUACCACCACCUCUACCAACAUCACUGCCACCACCACCACCGCCACCUCACACUUACCAUCUUCCCAAGUAUAACCCACCAACCAUGCAAUAUCCACCAACAUCGGUAGUGCCAGUUCUUCAACCACGUAUUCCAACAUCUCUUCAUGGUCCAUAUGCACGCCCACAACAGCCUACAGUGCUCCAAGUCGGCAAUGUUCUACAAGUUGUACCAGCUGAAUAUACUAGUCCAGUUCCUCCUGUGGGAAUCAGAAAUGAUAUGCCAACACCACCAUCGUCAACUAGUAAUAAUCCAAACCGUUUGGUACGUGUAGGUAAUGUCGUGCAAGUUGUACCAUCUACGACAUUAGAUUGGAGUGGACCUGUACCUCCACCAGCACCAAUACCGUCAACAUCAUCAUUACCAAUGAGCAGCGUGCCAAUGGCAAUUCCUGUUCCUAUGCCAACUCCUGUUCCAAUGCCAAUAAUUUCAAGUGUACCACCAGUUUCGCAUGCAAUUAUUGUUCCAGUCCCUCCAGCCACCCACGUUCAACCGAUUUCAAGACCAGCUCAGAUGGCAGCACUUCCUAAACUUGAACCUCCAAAAGCACCACCGGUUCUUCAGCCAAUUUACAAUUAUGAAGCUAUCAUGGAAGUUAGGAAGAAAGAAAAAGAAGAGCGAAAACAAUUGCGUGAUGAAAAACGUCGUGAAAAAGAACGUAAAAAAUUGGAAAAAAUGCAUCGUCGUGCUAAACGUGCUCUGGGACAGUCCAGUAGUCAUAUAGCUACUGAAUCACCCGUUGAACCUGAUACUACUGUUGAAGUUGAAAUAGAAGAGGCAUCAGUUAGUAUACAGCCUGGACAUUCAGCUGAUGAAGAUAUUGAUGAACAAAUCCCUCCGACGCUUGGGCAAUCAGAUGAAAAUCUUCCGGAAGACGAAGAUGAAGAAGAAGAAUAUGACGAAGGAGAUGUUGAAGAAGACGAUGAAGAGGAAGAUGAGGAAGAAAUAGAACCUGAGCCAGAAAUUGAAGAUGAAUCACGCGUCGUGAAUUUAAGUGACCAACAACUUGAUAUUGAUGUACCUAGUGUUAAUGAAAAUAUUGAUGAAGAUUCAGCUCCUAAUGUUAAUGUUGAUGUUACGGCAUCAUUGCCUCCACCACCUAGAAAAGGAAUCCUCGUUCCUCCUGGUCUAUGGGAUGAAAGAAUAGCAAACGGUGUAUUGGAUGAUGAUUCUAAUACUGCUUCCAGUACUGCUGAUGUGGUACAAGCUGAUAGUGGAGAACUAUCAACAGCAAAUGUAAGUGAAGAAAAAUCAACUGAAGUAGAUCCAGAGGAAAAAAAAUUACGAAUACCAAGACAACGUAGAUCACGCAAAUCAGUGCAGUUUGCUGAUGGUAUAAAACCAGGCGAAGGUACGAGUCCAAGUGGCGGUGAGGGUGACAUGCCAUCUCCACCACCACCGACCCCUAUGUCUUUACAUGAUCCUCUAAAUGAACAUAUCAGAAGGUCAAGGUCUCGGAAGAAUCGUAAGAAGGCUAAACGUGCCAAACCUUUGAAAAUAAAGAAGAAGGUCAAGGUAAAAAUAAUAAAAUUAAAGAAGCCAAAAGUAACACCAUUGACAUCAAUGUUGAUGGAUGAUUCGGACGACAUGGAUGAUCGUUCACCUCCGCCGCCACCACCAGGAUCUCCACCGCCUCCGCAUCUAUGGCCAAGUUAUUUAGCUGCUUACAGCGCAAUUUUACGUCCUGUUGAAGGAACAUUAUCGCCGAAUAACAUCCAGGCUCCACCGCCUCCCACUCCAUUACCGCUACUAGUUCCUCCUCCUCCACUCAAUUGUCCUAUCUUACCUUGUAACAAAGCUUAA
Messenger RNA from Cotesia congregata, 8016 nucleotides. NCBI's taxonomy places the organism in Eukaryota, Metazoa, Arthropoda, Insecta, Hymenoptera, Braconidae. The record is from the annotation of a GenBank genome assembly.